AUGUCAUUGAGUUUUGAAAAUAAGGAAGAUUCUCCAGCUGCCGCUGCUGCUUCUUCUACUUCUUCUUCUAUCGAAGAAACUGCUACUUUAACUGGCACCACUGUAGAUGAUUCUGUUGACGAAACUUCAACUUCAACUGUUUCAUCCACUGUGACUCCUGCUAAGUUGCCAUCCUUAAAAGAUUUGCCACAAUUGGGUUCCAGUUAUGCUUUCACUAAUACUAAAGUUAACUGGGGUCCAAAUGUCAAACCUUCGGUUCAACCAACUGCAAACUCUGUUUCUCCAUCCCCAUCCCCAUCUUUGUCAAAUUCAAAGCCAAUGCGUUCAAAUGUCAUCCAAGAAGCUUUCACUUUGGAUUUACAAACCCAAUUGUCUAUGACAAGACCUGAAUUCGCAAAGAUCAUUCAAUCUGUUAAGCAAAAUCAUAAAGUCUCUUUGGAAUCUACUUUAUCAAAAAGCUCAAGAACUUUCUUGGUUUCUGGUAAAAGAGAAGAUGUUCAAGCUGCCAGAAGAGAAUUGGUUAAGAAAAUGACUAAACCAAUAACCCAGGUCUUCGAAAUUCCUUCUCGUUGUAGAGCUGCUAUCAUUGGUUCCGGUGGUAAGACUAUUCGUGAAAUUUCUAACGAAUUCGAAGUUAAGAUUGAUGUGGCCAAGGAUAUCAAAGAAGGUUCUUAUGACAAAGAAUUAGACGACAAUUACGCUGAAGUUACUUUACAUGGUGACGUCGCCUCAGUUAAUUUGGCUAAGAACAGAAUUCUAGAUAUCGUUAAGGAAGAAACUAAAAAUUCUGUUGUUAAAUUUAAUGUUGAUAACGAAAAAAUUUUAGGUUACGUCGAUUUAUCAGAGUUUAUUAACAGAAAUGACGAUUCAAUUAAGAUUCAAUAUUUUGAAAGAUCAGGUGAUAUUAUUAUCUCUGGUUUACGUGAAUUAGUCGGUUCCGCUAGAAAGGAUAUUGAAAGCUAUUUGUCCAAAUUAUCUAACAAUUUGGUUGAAGAAUCUGUAAAAAUCCCAGCUAAGUUCCAACUAUUAAUUAACGCUAACGAAAUUAACGAUAAAUUUAAUGUGACUGUUGUUUUCCCAACUGAUUCAUCUAGUGAAUUCGUUACCUUCAUUGGUCAACAAGAUAAGGUUUCUGAAGCUAUUGCUUACGCCAGAAGCUCAUCUAAAGAUUUUGCUGUCGAUUCUUUGGAUAUUUCUAAGUCUCAUGGUAAGAAUUUGGAUCAUGCAAGACAAUUAUCUUUAUUCUUUAAGAAGUAUGAUUCUUUUAAAUCAAUUAAUCAAGAAUACCCAGAAAUUCAAAUUCAUUUACCAGCACCAGCCAUUAUGAACGCCGCUAAUGAUGUCACUUUCACAAUCACUGCUAGAUCUAGUCAGGUUAGUGAUAUAAAAUCCGUCCGUAAGGAAAUUAUUAACUUAGUUAACAAUAUCACCCCAUUAGAUACCUUAACUGUUGACGAUUUGGAUUAUGAUUUAUUCCACAAAGACAUUAAACAUAUUUUAUUAGGUGAAGCAGAAAAUGCUGGUUUCAUCCAAAUGGGUGAUUACUUUAGCGGUAAUGACUCUUUGGUUUUGUUUGCUUUAUCUUCAAAUGAUGAUUUCAAGCCUUCUACAGAAGAAGUCCUAGAGACUUUAAAAAAGGUAAACUCUUCUUUAGAUCCGUUACGUCAAAAACAAAACAGCUUGGAAUCAGUUACUGUUGAUUUCGAAUCUGAUUCUCAAGAUGCCUUGUUAGCUAAGGGUAAGCCAACUUUGGAAUUGUUAUUGGAAGAUGUCGCUCAAGAAGAUGGUAACGUCCAAAUUAAAUUGCACAAGCCAAACAAGGACCAAUUAUUGGUCAGAGGUAACGAAAAGGCCGUUAAAAUUGUAAAGAAAGCUUUGGCUUCUAUUACUGAAUCUCCUUCUGAUAAAUCUAAAUUGGCCUUUGAAAUUCCUAGCAACACUGUUUCCAGACUAGUUGGUAACAAAGGUUCCAAUUUGCAACAAAUUCGUGAGAAAUUCGAUUGUUCUGUUAAUGUUCCAAAUGUUUCUGAAAAUUCUUCAAAGGAUACAACUGUUGAAAUUACUUUAACUGGUUUGAGCUACAACUUAGAUCAUGCCAAACACUACAUUAUGGCCGAAGCCAAGAAAUGGGCAGACAUCGUUACAAAGGAAAUGAUCAUCCCUGCUAAGUUUCACCGUAAUAUGAUUGGUAGCCAAGGUUUAUACCGUAACCGUCUACAAGAUAAGUACAACGUUCGUAUCAUUUUCCCAAAAUCUGGCGAUAUUGUUACUGUCAGAGGUCCUUCUCGUGGUGUCAACAAAGCUGUCGAUGAAAUGAAAGCCUUGCUUGACUUUGAAAUUGAAAAUGGUCAUAAGACUAUUAUCAAGGUCCCAACUGAUCAUGUUGCUAGAGUUAUUGGUAAGAGUGGUGAAACCAUCAAUGAUAUUAGAGCUGAUUUUGGUGUUGAAUUAGAUUUCCUACAAAAUGCCAAUGAUGAAGAAGCUGCUAAAAAUGGAUUUGUAGAAUUAGAAAUAACUGGUACUAGAGCUGGCAUUAAGGAUGCUACUGCCAGAGUGGAAUCAAUUGUCUCUGAAGCUUCUGAUUUUAUUACUGAAACUUUGGACGUUGACCGUAAGUACCAUAAAUUUAUUGUUGGUGCUGGUGGUCAAAACUUGAGGGAAAUUAUUUCCAAGGCAGGAGGUGAUGAAAUCAGAAACAAAUCAGUACAACUUCCAAACAAUGACUCUGAAGAAACCAAAAUCACUGUUCAAGGUCCAAAGAAGUUUGUCCAAACAGUUGUCAAACAAAUUCAACAAACCGUUUCAGACAUUGAUAACAGAGUAACUAAAGAGUUAGACAUCCCAACUGAGAGACAAGGUGCUUUAAUUGGUCCAGGUGGUAUUAUCCGUCAUCAAUUGGAAUCUGAAUUUAACAUUAGUUUGGAUGUUCCAAACAAGGGUGAAGUUGGUAAGGUUAAGAUCAGUGGUCUGUCAGAAAAUAUAGAUAAGGCUGAAAAGAAGAUUAUGAAUGAAAUUAUCAGAGACAACUUCGAUGUUGAACUACAAGUUCCAGCUUCUGUUCAUGAAUUUGUUUCUGAACGUGGUGCCUUCAUCCAAAAGUUGAGAUUUGACCAAUACGUUGGUAUUAGACAUGGUAACAGCAAUAGAAGAGCCAACAAACUUUCACGUACUGAGUUGGUUAUUCCAGUCGAAAAGGCUUCUGGUGCAGGAUCUGAUGAAAAGAUUAAGAUCACUAUUGAAGAAGCUUCCUUGCCACAUGCUUCUGAAGAAGGUACUAUUCCUUGGAGGUUGAGCUAUGAACCAAUUGACUCUACUGGAUUAUUCGAUGAUGAAGAGAACAAAGAAGAAAAGAAAGAAGAAAAAGAUGUCAAGGCUUUGAAAGAAGAAGCUAUCAAGAAGGCUACCAAAUUAAUCGAAGAUAGAAUUGCCUUAGCUGAAAAAGCCAAUUUUGUAGCUUAUAUCUGGAGCUCUGAUGCAAGAAAAUUCAACAAGAUUGUUGGCCCAGGUGGUUCUAACGUCAAAAAGAUUAGAGAAAACACUGGUACAAUAAUCAAUGUUCCAAAGAGAUCCGAUAAAGUAAAUGACAUUAUUUACGUUAGAGGUACAAAAGAAGGUGUCGAAAAAGCUGCUGAAUCAAUCGUCAAAUCUCUAAAAUAG
Messenger RNA from Vanderwaltozyma polyspora DSM 70294, 3657 nucleotides. RefSeq lists its product as uncharacterized. The record is from RefSeq and is a predicted model, not a curated record. Gene Ontology annotation, molecular function: mRNA binding. Gene Ontology annotation, cellular component: cytoplasm; nucleus. The coding region runs from base 1 to 3657 and encodes 1218 amino acids. Gene Ontology annotation, biological process: regulation of gene expression. The transcript has a single exon. Lineage: Eukaryota; Fungi; Ascomycota; Saccharomycetes; Saccharomycetales; Saccharomycetaceae.